CUUUGAUUGCAGAGGACUCUGGGAGCUACACCUGUGCUCUGAAGGCCAACAUGGAGACUGUCUCUGAGCCGUACAGCCUGCAGGUGGAGGCAGGUGAGCUGACAGGAUGCCUCGGUUCCAGGAGGUGGCAGCCGGCCAACCUUUGACCCCCGGAGGCGGUGGUCUGGUUGCUAAGCGAUACAGCAUCCUGCAGAAUCUGGGCCGAGGAAGUUUUGGUUCAGUUUUUCUGGUUCAGGAUGCCAAAGCUGCAGAUGGAGAGAAGCUGAAGGCGCUGAAGCAGAUUCCUCUGGGUGACCUUCGACCCGACGAGACGGUUAGAGCCACUCAGGAGGCCCAGCUGCUGUCUCAGCUGCACCACCCAGCGAUACUGACCUUCUACCACAGCUUCCUGGAGAGAGACGCCUUCUGCAUAAUCACAGAGUACUGCCAGGAUCGGGAUCUGGACUGUAAGAUAGGAGAGGUGAGACGAGCUGGGCGGAGCCUUCCUGAAAGCCAGGUCAUUGAUUGGCUCAUCCAGCUCCUGCUCGGCCUUCGCUACAUACAUGACAGGCGGAUCCUCCACCGAGAUCUGAAGGCCAAGAACAUCUUCCUGAAACGAAACCUCGUUAAAAUCGGUGACUUUGGUGUUUCCUGCCUGCUGAUGGGAUCAUGUGACCUGGCCACCACCUUCACAGGGACUCCGUACUACAUGAGCCCAGAGGUGCUGAGCCACCAGGGCUACGACUGCAAAUCUGACAUCUGGGCUCUGGGCUGCCUCCUCUACCAGAUGUGCUGCCUGACUCACGCCUUCCAGGGUCCAAACUUCCUGUCUGUGGUGAUGAAGAUCGUGGAGGGAGACACCCCAGCGCUGCCCGCCGCCUACUCUCCAGAUCUGAACUCUGUCAUGCGGAGCAUGCUGCAGAAACAACCAACAUCCAGACCGACGGCGGCUGAGAUCCUCAAGAGCACAUUCAUGGAGGAGAACAUGCAGAAAAUGAAGGACAGGUUUGUCUUCGUCUCGUCAGAGAGAGGAAAGAGCGAUGCUGCAGCCAUCGCUAAGCACAUGCAGACGAAGGUUCACCUGCAGACGCUCAGGGACAGGUCAGAGGUGGAGAAGAUGACCCCCAGAGAAAGGAUGAGACUCCGCAAACUGCAGGCUGCUGAUGAGAAGGCCAGGAGACUCAGGAAACUGGCUGAGGAGAAGUACGAGGAGGUCCACACCCGCAGGAGGGAACUGAGGAGCCGCCAUUUCGAAAACGUCAGCGUGGAUGUUCUGAAUGAGAGCAGAGAGGACGGAGCCUGCCAGGGUCAGGCUCAGCCAAUCAGCAGCCAGAAUCGCCUGAACGCUGGAGGGUCACCGCCGAAACCGAAGCAGGACGAGUCAGAACCAGAACUGCACGAUAUCCCUGAGGAUCCUCGGGCUGCAGAAGUUUAUUACAACCAGGACAGGUUCGACUCGUGCUCAGAGGACGACGAGCCCGCGUCACCUGCAGAGACUCUGUACCUGUCUGACCCACAGGUCAGUGAGCUUGAGGCCCUGAUGAAGCACAUGCAGGAAGUUCUGGAUGAGGAGCUGAGUGGAGACCCAGCAGGGCCAGAGGCCCCUCAGAGCCCCGACCAUCAACCGCAGCCAGUCUGAGACUGAAAUCCAGCAGCGGAGACAGCGAGUCCUCCACCUCCUGUUAGUUAGAGGAUCUGAUCCAGAACUUUUUGUACUGGAGGACAAUAAUGAAGCACAGAUGUUACCACCUUCCUUUGAGCAAGGCAGCAGACUUUUUCCUGUUUUAGCUGAACUGAUUUAGGAUUUCUUAGGUUUUUUCUGGUUUGUCUCCAUGAAAAUAGUUUUUCAGAUUUUUACAUGAAGCACUCGAUGUGCACAUCAGACGCUGGGAUAAAUUAAAGAUGCAAAGUUUAGACUCGGGCAUCGCAGGUCCAAGGUUCAAGUCCUGAGGGUGUGGAUUUAUUCUACAACAGGGGAACUCCAGGCCUCGAGGGUCUCCUGCAGGUUUUAGAUCUCACCCUGGGCCAACACACCUGGAUCACAUGAUUAGUUCAUCACCAUGCCUCUGGAGAACUUCAAGACAUGUUGAGGAGGUCAUUUAGCCUUUAAAUCAGCUGUGCUGGAUCAAGGACACAUCUCAGGACUCGGGACACCCCUGCUCUAAAACGUAGUCUUUCCUUCUGAUUGUCCGAUCAGGAAAAAAGACGCCAUUGACCCUCGAGUCAGCCGCUCGACUCGACCUUUGAGUCGGUGCGGACUGUUGUUCUGUUGUAAACCAGAGCAAGAAGCACUUUUAUAAUACCAGCUGAGAUUAUGGUUAAUAUAUAUUUUAGGGGAAAACAGAUGAUAUUAGUUGUGAUGGAUGUGGGUGGUGGUGGUGUUUCCUUUAAAACAUAUUCGCUGCUGCAGAUUCAUGAAAUAAUAAAUGUGGACUCGUGAGGAAGAUUCUGCUGCUUGAUGAAAGCGCAACAAUAAUCACUUGACUUAAUCUAGCAAAAUAAAUGACUGUGUAUCAUCUUCACCAAUGUAAAGUGAAUUUAAUGUCCCGUCUUUAAUCUGCCUUGCUGUGUUUUUUCAACUGUCUGCGUGUUUCCAGCGUUAUUGAGGGGGGGCAUCAAGAUAAUUGGUUCUGCAUUUCAUUACUUCCUCA
Molecule: messenger RNA, 2630 nt
Organism: Pelmatolapia mariae (spotted tilapia)
Lineage: Eukaryota; Metazoa; Chordata; Actinopteri; Cichliformes; Cichlidae
Gene: nek11
Product: NIMA-related kinase 11
Exons: 15
Coding region: 107-1618 (503 amino acids)
Biological process (GO): protein phosphorylation
Molecular function (GO): ATP binding; protein kinase activity
Source: RefSeq, a predicted model, not a curated record